Durusdinium trenchii is the source of this 1989-nucleotide messenger RNA. NCBI's taxonomy places the organism in Eukaryota, Dinophyceae, Suessiales, Symbiodiniaceae. The record is from the annotation of a GenBank genome assembly.
GUCUUCACAGUGUGUGUAUAGGCCAAUCAGGUAGUAGGUAACUAUUGGUUCAUCCACAGCAAAAGAAUGCAAAAGAUGUGUUCACAUUACUGUCAUGUGCAGAGCGCAGUCACUAUGGCUCAGCUCACAGUGGGCUGCAAAACUCUAUUUCCAUGCCACGAGUAGUGCUCGUCGCGCAAUGCUUCGUCUUCACGGUUUUCAAUGUGGAAUGCUUGGAGAAUGGACGGCGCCGGGAUGCCCUCGCAAGUAUUGGUGGGAAGGCAGAUGUCCACAUCGAGAGGACAGGGCAAGCGCAACCUUGGCAAAAAAGGAAAGCUCCUUCUCUUCUCAAAGGAAAGCGAAGACCGGACUGCGAUGGCACUCCGAACUUGAACCUCAUCCAUCUAUUGAGACGUAGCAGGCAGAAUGCUAGCGUAGAAGAGACACCCUUCAGCUACAUGCGAGUCGACCAUCACGAGCAUCAGGUGGGUUUGACUCUCUUUGAUAUGCAGCAUGAUCCAAGUGCCGUGCAGACAAUCCUGGAUGAGGACGCAAAUGCACUCUUGCAACCUUUCCUGCAAGAUGUUCAGACGUGGAGAGAAGCAUGUGCACGAGGAAAUUUAUCAGCCGAGAAAAUCCUUUUGGCUUUGCCGCCAGGUUCAAAGCACGCAAAGGGUUCCGUGUGGGAUGAUAUGGCCAGGGAAUUCGCUGCAUUUAUCACGCGGAAAGUCUUGCGAAAGCCACCCGAAGACAUUCAGAUUUGGCAGCCAUCCAGAGACCUUGACCCAGUUUCCGGUUUACUUGCCAAUGACAGCCAGGUACGUUGCUUUCAGACUGUUGCAGUGCUCACUGGUGAGCCAUGGGACUAUGCCUGGGCUCAGCCCUUUCGCUGCAACACGCAUGAGGGCCGUCUUGUACUGCGAUUUGUGGAGAAUUUCCGGCAGAAUCACCUUGUACAGAGUGGAAGAGCAACGCGGGCAACAGCACAGGUUUGCCUCUCAAGCAAUGCUCUUCAUGAGAACCAACUCAAGCUCCUGGAACUUUGCGAACUCGGCGGGCGACCGGUGCAGAUUCAGGUUGCAAGCAGAGCUGCAGACGUGGCUCUUUGUGAUGCCCUCUUUGUUCUACCUGAUACUAUGCCAAGUGGAGCGGAGCUUUGGCUUAAACCUUCCAGUUCUUUGGUUGAGAUUCUGCCGAAUUCCAGAGAGCCCACAAGGCCUUUCAUUGAAAAUGUGGCACUUCUCACCGGUGCCAAACGCUUUACUCUUGGUAGCUCUUCAACACAGGUGCUCAAGGAGAAGGACCUCAUUGAUGCUGCUGGGAAAGCCAUUUUGGCGUUGAAUCGCGCAACUGCGGAUGCUGUGGAUGGGGCAUUGGAUGCUAACGUUGCUGGGGUCGGGGAGUUGGAAGGCUGCGAGGAGUUCUAUCAUCCCAAAGACGGCUGGAUGGAUGGCUGGCGAGAAGUUGCGCGAAGCGCAAAGCUGGCGAAAGGGCGCAAGCCUGGACUCGCUGCGAAGGCCAAACAAAAGGUGGAAGCUCAGACGGGCGUUGAAGACCGUACCCCAGGCUGAACCGAUGACACAGAGGACGAGCUUGGGGAUCCUGAUGCAGUAGCAACCAAGGUGCAGCCUUUUCAAGAGUAUGUAACAGAGUUUCUUUUCCAGAACACGUUCGACAUGGUACUGGUCUUCAGCUGGAUUCUCAAGACGAUGACAAUUCGGAGGUUGGAAGUUCUGGUGAUUCUGAGCAUGCAGCAUGAGCAUCAAUGAAGGACCCUCAUGGUGCUGAGCUGAACAUUGCGAACUCACUUGACAUCUCCUCUUGCUGUCAUUGAUCCCUUAGCGGAAAGGGGAUAUAUAAUUUAAACCGAUCUAUUGUUGGGCCUCCCGGUUGAUGUAAGCACCAAGGGAUGUUGAGGGUAUGGACAAUCACCUCACAGGCAACAAAAAGUCGCUUGCGCUUGAGGAUUUCCUCAGUCUCGCUUGACAUGCCUGACACAUACCCCUCGAU